Boleophthalmus pectinirostris (great blue-spotted mudskipper) is the source of this 6784-nucleotide messenger RNA. RefSeq names its product unconventional myosin-VIIa-like. Bases 207 to 6644 code for a protein of 2145 amino acids. The record is from RefSeq and is a predicted model, not a curated record. Gene Ontology annotation, cellular component: myosin complex; cytoskeleton. Gene Ontology annotation, molecular function: ATP binding; protein binding; cytoskeletal motor activity. Lineage: Eukaryota; Metazoa; Chordata; Actinopteri; Gobiiformes; Gobiidae. The transcript is spliced from 48 exons.
UUAUGUUUCAGGGAAAUCAAGCUGGAUUACCGACUGGUACCACCCUCAGUAGGUGAUCAGGUUCUUCCUCUUCCUUCACAGUCAGUUCAAAGUCAAAAUGCCAUAAAGUCUAGGCGUCAGUGCUCGAAGUAGGUGUUCUCUGCUGACUCUACUGUGUGCUGUGGAGAAUGACGGAUUACUGACAGACAGGCAACAGAAAGGGCAAAAUGGCAACUCUGAGAAAGGGGGAGUGGGUGUGGUUGGACUCAGAAUUUGGGGUCCCCAUUGGAGCCCGAGUCAAAGUAACCCCAUCAGGUCAACGCUUUUUGGUGGAUGAUGAUGGACAGGAGCAAUGGCUUUCUCCGGAGCUAGAAGCCAGUGUCCGAACCAUGCACCCUACAUCAGUGGAAGGAGUGGAUGACAUGAUCAAACUCGGAGACAUGACUGAGGCUGGACUUCUGCGAAAUCUCCAGCUGCGUCACAAGAAAGGCAUCAUCUAUACGUACAUCGGGUCUGUGUUGGUGGCAGUAAACCCUUACCAGAAUUUCCCAUUGUAUUCAAACGAAAAGAUAAAGUUGUAUCAUGGGCGAAAGCUUGGAGAACUCCCUCCUCACAUCUUUGCCAUCGCUGAGUCCUGCUACUACAACAUGAAACGCCAUUCGAGGAACCAGUGCUGUAUAAUCAGUGGAGAAUCUGGAGCUGGAAAAACAGAAAGCACCAAGUUGCUCCUCCAUUAUUUGGCUGCUGUAAGUGGGCAGCUCUCUGAACAGGAGAUAGAGCAACAAAUCUUGGAAUCAAACCCAAUUCUCGAAGCUUUUGGAAAUGCAAAAACAGUUCGCAAUGACAACUCCAGUCGCUUUGGGAAAUACCUGGAGAUCUUCUUCAAUAAGAGCGGAGUGAUCGAAGGUGCACGUGUCGAGCAGUAUCUUUUGGAGAAAUCUCGUGUGUGCCAUCAGAGUCUGGAGGAACGCAACUACCACAUUUUUUACUGCUUGUUGGCUGGACUAUCAGAGGAGGAGAAAAAAGUGUUAAGCCUUGGACAUGCCAAAGAAUACACAUUUCUUACUAAGGGAGGUUGUAUCCUUUGUGACAGCAGAGAAGAUGAUAAAGACUACCAACGCAUCAGUGCAGCAAUGAAGGUUCUGACCUUCUCUGAGAACCAGUGUCAGGAUGUUGUGAAGCUACUGGCAGCCAUUUUACAUUUGGGAAAUGUUAGAUUUGAGGCAAACACACAAAAUAACUUGGACACGUGUGACAUCAGCAAAUCAAAGCACUUCAACGUAGCAGCAUCACUGUUACAGGUGCCGAAAUCGUCUCUGACCAACAGUUUGACCCAGCGCUCCUUCAUGACGAACAGAGAGAGAGUGACCAAGCCCCUGAGCUGUGAACAGGCAUCUGACUGUAGAGACGCCGUUGUGAAGGCCAUCUACAAUAAACUGUUCAUGUGGAUAGUGAAUAAGAUAAACACUGUAAUUUACAAGAAACUACAGACAAACCACAAAUCCUCCUUCCUGUCGGUGGGACUCUUGGACAUUUUUGGCUUUGAGAACUUUAACAAAAACAGUUUUGAACAGCUAUGCAUAAAUUUUGCCAAUGAGAAGCUACAGCAGUUUUUUGUGGGACAUAUUUUUAAACUGGAGCAGAAAGAGUAUCAGAAGGAAGGUAUUGUAUGGAAUAACAUCACCUUCAGCGAUAACCAAAACAUUCUAGAUCUACUCGCUGUCAAACCAUGUAACCUGCUAGCUUUGAUUGAUGAGGAAACCAGUUUUCCAAAGGGUACAGAUGGCACCCUGCUAAUCAAGUUGAACACCCAGCAUAAACGAAGCAAAUUAUACAUCCCUACAAAGAGUGAGCACGAUACAGACUUUGGGGUUCAUCACUUUUCUGGUGUGGUCUACUACAAUUCUCAAGGAUUUCUGGAGAAGAACAGAGAUGCCAUCAGCUUUGAUGUGAUCAGAAUGGUAGAAUCCUCCAAAAAUAGGUUGCUCCGUCAGACUUUUGAAAGAGAACUUUCUGUGAAUGGAGUCAAUGGAGUCAAAGUGACCAAUAACCACAGGAUCAGCAUAAAACCUCCCACCUCAUUCCGGGGCCAGGCUGAUAACCAUAAACAGGUGCAGACUCUGAGUGGUCAGUUUCGUCAGUCCUUGGACUCCCUCAUGAAGGCUCUGUCUGCCUGCCAGCCAUACUUCAUUCGCUGCUUCAAACCAAACAAUGAUAAGAUUUCAGAGUUUUUUGACAGAGAGCUAUGCAUACAGCAGCUGCGAUACUCUGGAAUGAUGGACACAAUCCGCAUCAGGAAACUGGGAUAUCCCAUUAGACACUCUUUUGUGGAAUUCCUGAAACGGUACAGAGUGCUUCUGAAGACAACCAUCUGCAACCCAAACACUCAAAGUGCUGCAGCCUGUUGUGAAGCCAUCUGCAGAGCUGUGAUCAAACAAGAGGACGAAUGGAAAAUAGGAAGAACCAAGGUCUUUCUAAAGGACGCGCAUGACAUGACCUUGGAGCGGCUGAGGGAAGAAGAGCUAAGCAGGGUUGCUCUAGUCAUCCAAAGAGUCAUGCUGGGAAUCAAAGACAGAAAGUUAUUUCUGAAGAAAAGAGCUGCAGUUUUAGUGUUACAGAAACACUGGAGAGCUCACAUGAAGGAUAAAGCACAAAGAAAGAUCCAGCUUGGUUUUGAACGACUCAUAGCCGCAAUAAAAAACAAACAGCUGCGAAAACAGUACAUACGACAGCGAGCAGCAGCCAUCACAAUACAGUCUCAGGUUCGGGGAUACAUGGCAAGAAAGAAGUGGAACCAAAUAAAAAGAGAUAGACAAAAAGAUGAGAUGAGGGACAAGGGGUACUUUGCUGCAACGCAAAUUGAAAUAAUGCAAAAACAGCAAGAGAUCAGUGAGAAAAUGUCAAGGGAGGUACAAGAGGGACUCCAGUUAAUGGAGGAUGCAGUGGUGGAUGAACUAACGACCGACGGAGAAUCGGAUCUGGAAUCUGCCGAAGGAGAUAUACCUGUGGCUAAAGAAGCUAUGUACAUACCCAAGAUAGUGAUUUCUGAGAAGGAGUCAGACCGAAGUAGGACCUCAUCCAUGGCAGAAGAAGAAGAAGAAGAAGAUGAUUAUUUUGAAGACAGUAGUGCCCCCUUUUCUUUCAACAAGUUCUGCGAUCUUCACUUCCAGGGCAAUGCUUCUCCAUCCCACAUUACACACAGACUCAAAAAACCACUGCUGGCUCAUGACGAUGAAGGAGAUGCUUUGGCCUGUCUCACAGUUUGGUGGAUCAUUCUGCGGUUCAUGGGGGACCAUCCUGAGUCCAGAUCAAAUGACUCGGUGUCACUGGCGUCCAGCACCAUUUCAAGUGCAGUUCCAAACCGAGGGGGCAGAAGACUGAGCAGCCUGGUGGGGAUAGAUGCGCUAUUAUUAAGAAAAAACAAGAAGAAGCUCGGAGGAGGUGGAACAGCAAGAAAAGCAUCUAUUAUCCCGGAGGAGCCAGAAGAAGAAACAGAAGAUAUUCUGAUAGGAGAGGGCCCUACACUGGAUCGACCAAUGACUUCUUUGGAAAAAGUGCACACUAUUAUUGGAUAUGCAAUAUCCAGACCAGGAAUAAGAGAUGAGAUUUAUUGUCAGAUCUGUAAACAGCUGGUCAAUAAUAACAAGAGCUACAGUCGCCAACAAGGGUGGCUUCUUCUGUCCAUCUGUCUCGGCAUCUUCCCUCCCACAGACCUCUUCAUGCAGUACCUGGAGAAUUUCAUCCAAAGAGGUCCUAAUGGAUACAAAGAGUACUGCUCUCAACGUCUGAAGCGUAUAAAGACCAAUGGAGAAAGGAAAGAGGUGGCCUGUUGGAUUGAACUGGAGGCUGCCAGGAACAAAAAGCCCAUUGACACCUCAGUGCAGCUAAUGAAUGACCAGACUGUGACAGUGAGUCUGGACUCUGCGUCCACAUCAGCUGAGGUUUGUCAAACUGUGGCCAACCAGGUCGACUUGGCUGACACCUAUGGAUUCUCUCUAUACAUUAACUUUGAAGAGAAGACAUGGUCCCUGGGCAGCUGUGGGAGACAUGUUUUGGACGCAGUGUCUCAGUGUGAGCAGGAGAUGAGAAGGCAGGGCAAAGAGGAAAAGAACACUCCCUGGAAACUGUUGUUUCGCAAAGAGCUGUUCACACCAUGGCAUGACUGCUCCCUUGACCCAGUGAGCACCACUCUCAUCUAUGAACAGGUCAUUAGGGAAGUAAAGUCUGGAAGAUACACCAGUGACAAGGAGGAUGACUAUGUGCUUUUGGCAGUUCAACACUACUACAUUCAGUUUGGCUCAGAGUAUAAUGCACUCAAUGCCAGGAAGGUGGUUGGUGACUGUAUAACCACAACUCUAAUUGAAAGUAAAUCUAUGAACAAAUGGAUACAACUUAUCAACACCGGACACUCUCAGGCUCUAAAUCACUAUGGCAGGCAAAGCGCAGAUACUACAAAAGAAGAACUAGUUGACUUUGCCAGACAAAAAUGGCCUGUGUUCUUCUCCAGGUUUUAUGAAGUUACAAUGACAUCAGGUCAGUAUACUGCUGAGCAUUUAUGGUGUGUCAGAUGUGACAAUGCUCUGCUCAUCUUUGUAGGACCUGAUCUGGAUAAAAGUCGGUUUAUCGUUGCUGUCAACUGGAGCAGCAUCAUAUUUCUUGAUGGACCAGACAAGCGUUUACUUGAGUUCCCUUAUAUUGAAGUUAAAAAUGCAUCCAUGAAAAGUGAAGGAUACCUCAGUGCUCAGUUGGUCACACUGGCCACUUUUCAAGGAGAGUUUGUGCUGAAAACUGCAGAGGCUGAAGAAAUGACUGCACUUAUAAGGAGAAAUCUAGAGGGACUCCGAGAACGCUCUGACUUUGCAAUCGUCCUCACUGACAACAGUAAACCAGAAGACCCCACUCAUCUUGUAUGUAGACGAGGAGACGUGUUGCAGAUUAGGAAAAAUGAACACCCUCCUCACGACAACAUGUAUAUAGCCACCAAUCAGAGAAACGGCGAUACUGGAGUGGUUUAUAAAAGCAUACUUCAGUUCCUGCCCACUCUCACUAUGCCCAGCCCUGCAGCAAUAAAUGUGCUCAAUCCAAGCCGAAAUGCACCUGCAACACCUAACUUUCCUCAACAUACCGUGGCCCCUGUGUCUUUGAAAGAAUUUGCACUUGAACAUUUCAGUCUGCCAGGUACAGAAGCCGGGCGACAGGGGGUGCGCAGAGGAGUCAGAGAGAAACUGUGGGUCAGCUCCAGAGAGCCACUCAAACAGCCUCUCCUCAAGAGCCUAGUCCGCAACUCGGAUCUCAGCUACUUGGCCUGCAAUGCCUUCACUGCUAUUCUCAAAUAUAUGGGCGACUACCCCAUUAAGCAAGUGCGCAGCCCCAUAGAACUGACGGACCAGAUCUUCGGUCCAGCCACUCAGCACGAGGCUCUGCAGGAUGAGAUCUACUGUCAGAUCAUGAAGCAGAUGACCUCCAACAAUAACAGGCUGAGUAUGACCCGUGGGUGGCAGCUUUUGUGGCUCUGUACAGGCCUUUUUGCUCCCAGCCCCAGUUUAAUGGUUCAUGCCAAACGGUUCCUGGAGUCUCGACCCAGAGACCCCCUGUCUCCUGAGUGUCAGCAGCGGCUGCAAGGCAUACUCAGUAAACCACCUAGGAAACUUCCACCUCAUUUUGUCGAGGUAGAUGCCAUUCAACAAGACAGCACCCAGAUUUUCCAUAAAGUCUACUUUCCAAAUGAAACUGAGAAAAUAGUUGAAGUCUCAUCAACAAUCACAAUCAAGGGUUUUUGCCAAAGAAUUGCUCAUUGUCUCCAACUACUUUCAGCAGAUGGAUAUGGUCUUUACUUGAAAACGAUAAACAAGCCGUUACAAAGCUUAGAAGACCAGGAGUAUUUAUUUGACAGCUUAAGACAAGCUUCAGACCUUCCUAAGAGAAUGAAAGUGAAAAAGAUAAAAGAUGGAAACCAGGCCAGAGUGCCAUACCUGGUCAUCUUAAAGAGAAAGCUCUGGUUCAAUGUGAGCCCAGGAAAGGACUCUGUUGCAGACCUCACCUUUCACUUUCCACAGGAGGUGCCUAAAUAUCUGGAGGGGUACCAUGAUUGUACCAAAGAGGACAUGAUCGAACUGGCUGGGCUGCUCUUCAGAGUGCACGUCGACUCAGACCGAUCACAAUUUGUCAUGAUUCCCAAAAUGCUGAAGGACUUGGUGCCUGCGGAUCAGAUCGGAAUAAUGUCCCCAGAGGAAUGGAAGAAGCAUGUCAUCUCAUCUUACAACCGGCAGAGUGGCAGUACAGUUGAGGAGGCCAAAGUUGCUUUCUUGAAAACAAUAUCAAGCUGGCCUACAUUUGGUUCAUCUUUUUUUGAAAUCAAGCAAACUUGUGAAUCUAGCUACCCGACCAAUCUCAGGAUUGCUAUUAGCAAGCAGGGUGUGAGUCUGAUUGACCCAGCAACAAAAGAGUUACUGGCCAUGUAUCAAUUUAACCGACUCAAAGGCUGGAACAGUAAAGGUGCACAAUUUCAGAUGACCAUAGGAACUCUCUUGGGAGCAGUCACUUUUUUCUGUGAAUGCCCAAAGAGCGAAACAAUGGUAGAUUUGAUACAGUCCUAUGUUAAUAUGUACAAUGAAGAAAGAAAAGUUCAACCAAUUAAAUUGAGGAAUGACAAUUUGUGUUUGUAAACACCAAAUUAUUGCAAUAAGGCAUUUGAGCUGUUUUUUUUUUUUUUUUUUUUUUUUGAUUUGAUGUUUGUGCAGGUGUAACUUAAAAUUCACUGUUCUUUAACAUGUGUUAAUAUUACUAAAAAUAAAUCUUAAAUCUA